Molecule: messenger RNA, 866 nt
Organism: Budorcas taxicolor (takin)
Lineage: Eukaryota; Metazoa; Chordata; Mammalia; Artiodactyla; Bovidae
Gene: MS4A8
Product: membrane spanning 4-domains A8
Exons: 7
Coding region: 114-866 (250 amino acids)
Biological process (GO): cell surface receptor signaling pathway
Cellular component (GO): plasma membrane
Source: RefSeq, a predicted model, not a curated record
CAAACCCAACCCAGUGUGUUCACUCUCUAAGGAAAAACAAGCUACCUACAGCAAAGAACUGGGAAUAGACAGAAAGAAGUGAGAGAGACUUCACCACUGGCAGAGUAAACAGCAUGAAUCCAACAACUUCAGCAGGCCCCAUGGCCAACUCUAUGUUUGUGGUGACACCCCCAAAUGGAUAUACAGUGUUCCCUGGGGGCAUGUCUCAGGUGCCCAUAUAUCCAAACUACCAGUCCCAAGUCCAAGUAAUUCAUGGGAACCCACCUGUGUGGCCAUCUGUGAGUCAGCAACCCACCGAGAGAACCCUAAAAGAAGGCAAAGCCUUAGGGGCCAUCCAGAUCCUGAUCGGCCUGAUACACCUCAGCCUCGGUUGCAUCAUGGGGACUAUCCUCCAGAGGGGCUAUACUGCUAUUUCAUUCUACGGAGGCUUUCCCUUCUGGGGAGGCAUCUGGUUCAUCGUUUCAGGAUCCCUCUCGGUGUUGGCAGAAAAGCACUCACAGUCUUCUUGUCUGCUGAAUAGCAGCGUGGGUUUCAACAUUGUCAGUGCAGUCUUCUCCAUGGUUGGAAUCGCACUCUUGAUCGUAGAUUUAAUUAUCACCGCUCCCUACAGCUACCCUGUCUAUGAUCCUCACGAUGCCACCUGGGGCAGGGCCCCUGGGAUGGCCAUUUCUGGUUUGCUGCUCAUCUUCUGCCUCCUGGAGGUGUGCGUUGCAAGCGCAUCUGCCCACUUUGGCUGCCAGCUGACCUGCUACCAAACCAACAACGUGGGCGUGGUCAUCCCAAAUGUCUUUGUGACAAACCCAGCGGUCAACCCAGAACCAGAGAACUCGCCACCAAAUUAUUCUGAGGUCCAGGGUGACAAAUAA